Molecule: messenger RNA, 2379 nt
Organism: Paraglomus occultum
Lineage: Eukaryota; Fungi; Glomeromycota; Glomeromycetes; Paraglomerales; Paraglomeraceae
Source: the annotation of a GenBank genome assembly
AUGUCGACAACAAGUAUGGUUAUUGAUGGCAUAGAACCUACAAUCGACGAGGGACUUUACUCCCGUCAACUCUAUGUACUGGGCCAUGACGCUAUGAAAAAAAUGAGUUCUUCCAACGUCCUCAUUGUUGGUUUGAAAGGUCUUGGUGUAGAGAUAGCUAAGAACAUCGUAUUGGCUGGUGUAAAGAGUGUGACUUUGUAUGAUCCAGAACCUGUGAAGAUUUCCGACUUGUCAACGCAGUUUUUCCUCAGAGAAGACGACAUUGGUAGGCCGAGAGCAGCGACGACCGCUCCGCGGUUGGCCGAGUUGAAUCAAUAUGUUCCCGUAUCUGUGCUCGAAGAUGAGCUUACACCAAAUAACCUCCACAGCUUUCAGGUUGUUGUUUUGACAGAUACCCCGUUAAAGAAACAAUUAGAAAUCAAUGACUACACUCAUGCAAACGGGAUACAUUUUAUUGCCACCGACGUUCGUGGCCUCUUUGGUGUUGUAUUCAACGAUUUCGGACCGGAAUUCAAUGUGAACGACGCCACUGGAGAGAACCCACUUCACGGGAUGAUAGCUGCUAUUUCCAAAGAAGCUGACGGUAUAGUAACCUGCCUUGACGAGACGCGACACGGUCUGGAAGAUGGCACCUACGUUACGUUUUCUGAAAUCAAGGGGAUGGUAGAGCUGAACGAAUGCGAACCAAAAAAAGUUAAAGUCCUUGGUCCAUAUACAUUCAGUAUUGGUGUUGACACGUCGAACUUUGGAGAUUACAUCGAUGGCGGUGUCUUUACUGAAGUCAAGAUGCCAAAACGGAUCGAUUUUAAAUCAUUAAGAGAAUCACUGGAAAACCCAGAAUAUCUCAUUUCUGACUUUGCUAAAUUUGAUCGGCCAGCACAACUGCACGUAGGGUUUCAGGCUCUUCAUAAAUUCGCUGAUAUUCAUGGCCGUCUUCCACGCCCACACAAUGAAGCCGACGCUGAUGAGGUUUACCAAAUAACGAAAUCCAUUAACAAUGUUCGGGAGGAUAGAGUGGAAAUCGAGGGAAAGCUGAUUAAGGAACUUGCAUAUGGUGCAACUGGUGACCUGUCUCCGAUGGUCGCUGUAUUUGGAGGAUUAGUCGCACAAGAGGUCUUGAAAGCAUGCAGCGGGAAAUUUCAUCCAAUACAUCAAUACAUGUACUUCGAUUCUCUAGAAUCAUUGCCCAAUGAUAUUAUCCUUACCGAGGAAUCCUGUCGUCCUAUAGGAAGCCGUUAUGACGGCCAAAUAGCAGUUUUUGGUAGAGAAUUCCAUAACAAGAUUACAAACUUCCGCGAAUUUUUGGUCGGCGCUGGCGCAAUUGGAUGUGAAAUGUUGAAGAAUUGGGCAAUGAUGGGGUUAGGUGCAGGACCUCGUGGUAUCAUUCAUGUUACGGAUAUGGACUCGAUUGAAAAGAGUAACUUGAAUCGACAGUUUUUAUUCCGUCCUAAUGAUGUUGGCAACUUAAAAUCAGAGACUGCGGCGAGGGUGAUUACAACGAUGAACCCAGACAUGACCAACAAAGUUGUUGCACAUCAGGACCGAGUAGGAGCGGAGACCGAGAAUGUCUAUAACGACAAAUUUUUCGAAGAACUUGACGGAGUUACUAACGCCUUGGACAACGUUGAUGCUCGUAAAUACAUGGACCGCCGCUGUGUGUACUUUAAAAAACCUCUUCUUGAAUCCGGAACGCUUGGUACAAAAGGCAACACCCAAGUAGUUAUCCCACAUUUAACAGAAUCCUACUCCUCAUCCCAUGAUCCGCCGGAGAAAUCCUUCCCAAGCUGCACACUCAAAAACUUUCCCAAUGCCAUUGAGCACACUAUCCAGUGGGCUCGUGACUUGUUUGAAGGACUCUUUCGUAUACCUGCAGAGAAUGCAAAUUUGUAUUUAAGCGAGCCAAACUUUGUUGAACAGACGUUAAAACAAGGUGCGAGUGCUAAAGAAAUUUUAGAGAGCGUGAAGACCUCUUUGGUUACAGCCAAGCCGUCACGUUUCGAAGAGUGUAUAUACUGGGCUCGUUUGCGAUUUGAAGAGUAUUUUAAUAAUAAUAUUCAGCAGCUUUUGUUCAACUUCCCAAGGGAUUCGGUUACAUCUUCGGGAACUUUAUUCUGGUCAGGCCCAAAGAGAGCGCCUGAUCCUUUGGUCUUCGACUAUAAUGAUGACACACACUUAGACUAUAUUAUCGCAGCCGCCAAUCUUCAUGCAUUUAAUUAUAAUAUCAAAGGUGAAACCGACAAGGAUUACUUCAAGGCAAUUUUGAGUAAAAUCAAAGUUCCAGAGUUCAAACCCAAAUCUGGUAUAAAAAUUCAAGUACAAGAAAAUGAACCGUUGGCACCAGAAACAACAGAUGAAAAAGAAGUCCAGGAAAUUGUCAAU